Effrenium voratum is the source of this 1979-nucleotide messenger RNA. NCBI's taxonomy places the organism in Eukaryota, Dinophyceae, Suessiales, Symbiodiniaceae. The record is from the annotation of a GenBank genome assembly.
GGGAAAGCCCUUGCCAUUAAACCUGAGCCCUUGAUCGCGGAUCAUGAAGGGCCAUGCGCCUGGCGACCGUGCGCCAUGCCGGUCGGGUGUUCCAGGUUCCAGUCGACCAAGAAGAGCUCACAGCCGGUGAGCUACAGGUGUCAGUGCUUCUUCAAGCAGCUGGUCUCAGGCGCCAGCGCAUAGAGGGCUCACCUUCUGACUGCGGAUGCAGACUGACGGACAGCGACGCGCAGAUACCUCCCGGUCUUCCAGAGGGCUCUUGCGAGCUUCGGCUGUGGUGUCAGAUGAUGCCGCUGGACUGGAGCGAGGUGGUGCCCUGCAGUGCUGAGGCCCGCAUUAUGGAUUUGCGCCUGAGGAACGGACGUCCCUGUCGGUCCAGCUCGUCCUGCCAUCGCUGCGAGCAGCUGGCGUCAAUGCAUCCACUCACAGCUCGAUGGCAACGCCUGCAGAAGGAAACCGAUGCAGCAGCGGCGCUGGCAGCACUUAAGGCGGCCGAUGCGCCUUUCGUGGUGAACAUCCGCAGUGCCAGAAGGAUCGCGUCGAUCGUCCUUGAGGGCUGCAGACCGGCCACAACAGCUGCCGCUGUGGUUGCCUUCUGCCUGCGCCAAUGUGCAGCUCAACGCUGGCCGCAGUGCAGCUCUUGCCGGCGACUUAACAACUGCGACCUGCACCAAGAGAAGCUGCGGGAGCAGCUGUUGCCAGCAGCGAUUCCUGACGGCACCUGUGCCUGGCAGCUUUGGGAUGGGCUAGCACGUCUUGAUGCUGAGGAGGACCUUCGGAGCUUUCAGGGCCCUCGCAGUGGCCGUGUCCUGGUGCUUGUGGCAAAGGUGGAUCCAAAGAGUCCUCCCUGCUCGGGACUGGAGUGCCAGCGCUGUGCUGUGCUUGCAGACGCCCAGCCUGAAACUGCGGCGCUGCGACGGCGGCGACACUUUUGGCGCCUGAAGCGUGGUGCCUUCCUCCUGAGGUUCGGGCAAUGCACUGAGCCAACCGGGCUUGUUAUGUUCCUUCAAAGGAUUUGCCCAGAGGUGGCAUUUCAUCUCAUUGUGAGCUAUUUGUUUCGUGUCAUCUUUGACGGGCAGAUGAAGGAGGGCAGAGAUCCUGUGGAGAUCCUUUACGCCCGAGUGAAGAAGUUUAUGGACAUGGAAAACCAGCUGCGCGCGCUCUCAACCAGAACGGGAAAGGAGGAGGUGAAGACAAAGAAGCAGCCCAGUAAGAAGAUGCAGGAGCUAUCAGUGCGAAUAGCACACUCAUUGUCCAAUCCGACCUAUGAGGAGGUCCCUGCACACGAGCGCCGCUGCGCUGGGGUCAACCAGAAGUUGGAGGACGAUAUCAAGCCAAAAGUUCUGGAAGGCACGGUCAAAGGUGUGGGCGGCGUCAUAGAGGCGUUGCAGAAGAAGUAUGCGAUGAUCAAGGGCGAGAGGUUGCGAGUUGUGAAUGAGACAAAGGACCUGUGGAAGCUUGAAGGUGAAAAGACGAUCCCAAAGUGCCAAGUGAACACAGGCUGGAAAUGGGUCAUCAAGGGUGCCCAAGAUGAAGAAAAGAAGAAGGCGGAGGAAGCGGCAAGGAAGAAAGCUGCCAAAGAGGAGGAGGCCAGGAGAAAGGAGGCCGAAGCAGCAAAGAAGAGUGAGGAGACGAAGGAGGCUAAGCCCAAGGAGAAGGAGAAGGGCAAGAAGGAGAAAGAAGUGGCCAAAAAGGCGGAGAAAAAGAAGGAGAAGGAGCCGAAAGAGAAGAAGGAGAAUGCAAAAGAGGCCAAAAGCAAAAAAGAAGAUCAUGGAAAAGGCCGAACGGCUUCAAAAUCCAAGCGGAAAAGGUCAUCAGACAGCGAGGCAGAAACCGAUUCGGAAUCCAGAAAGAAGUCAAAGGCCUCCAAAGAGAGGAAAGCCAAGAGUAAAAAAAAGCGAAGGAGCUCUGACGGCUCCGACAGCUCCGAGGAGUCGAGAGAAAAGAAGGCGCGCAGCAAGUCUCGCAGGAAGAAGUGA